Molecule: messenger RNA, 822 nt
Organism: Paraphaeosphaeria sporulosa
Lineage: Eukaryota; Fungi; Ascomycota; Dothideomycetes; Pleosporales; Didymosphaeriaceae
Exons: 5
Source: RefSeq, a predicted model, not a curated record
GACCAACGACUGAUCAUUCUCUGGGUCAAUGCCGUCCUUAUUACAUUUACUUUGUGUGCGGUCGUCUCCAGAGCAGGACGUAAAAUAUUCGUUGUCGGGAACUUUGGCAUGCACGAUGGCCUCAUUGUACUCGCUGCCGUAUCUGCUACCGUAUUCUCCAGUUUCCAGAUGGUCAGCACAGGGCUCGGACUAGGCCUCCACCAAGCCGACGUCGACCCAGCAAACAUGCCCGAGUUGAGAAAACUCCUACUAACCUCCAACGUCUUCUAUUUCCUCUGCAACUGGGCCAUCAAACACGCCCUCCUCCUCUUCUACUCCGAAAUCACCCGCGAGCGCACCCACCGCAUAGCAAUCUACGCCAUGCACGGCGUCGCCUUCAGCUUCGGGCUUUCCAGCGUGCUCGUCGACCUGCUGCGGUGCCGUCCCUUCAAGAAAGCGUUCUAUCCUGACAUCGAAGGGUAUUGUUUCAAUAUGGAUGCGUUUUAUUUGUACAAUUCGAGCAUGAUGCUUGCGACGGAUGUCGUGCUGUAUGCGAUGCCGGUGGUGUUUACUAGGAAUCUUAUGUUGAGGAGGGCGCAGAAGGUGGGACUAAAUUGCUUGUUUGCGUUGGGUGGGCUCGUCCUAGCAGCCAGCGCCGCACGCGUAUGGGCCAUCUACAUUGGCGCCGUGAAGCCUGAUUUCACGUUUCGCUUUGCAACCACGAUGCUCUUCUCAGUAACCGAAAACCACAUUGCCAUCCUCGUGGCCUGCGCCCCCUCAAUUAAAAUCGUCGCCCUCCUCGUCUUCCCCAAACUCACUUCCUCCCUCGGCAAAUUCGCCUCG